GUCACGUCAUGCGUCAUACGUCACGCGUACGAAGUAAACGUAACAGGCAAACGAUUGCAGAAAAUCAUAAUUUAGAAAACCUAAUACUAAACUGAUUCUGGAAUAUUUCACGGCUGCAUAUAAUGUAAACGAGAUGAAGCAUCGAAAAGAGCAAGUGGAGCGGUGAGCGAAAUGUCGAUAGAGUACGUCCCGGUGAGUGAGGGCGAGCAGGACGAGCCCAUCGAGUUGCCAACUGAAGAAGACGGCUCGCUGCUACUGAGCACGGUAGCAGCGCAGUUCGCCAGCGCCAGUGGCCUCAAGUACCGAGCGGGCGGCCGUCUGCGCGGCGUGCGGCUGGUGGACGAGCGCCUGUCGCCGCCGGCGGAGGGCUGGGCGGCCCACCGCUACUGGUGCGCAUUUCCUCGAGCCUCGCCCUCGCCUACGCCCCGGCCGCGCUGUUCCGACCUCAUCGUCCUCGGAUUGCCUUGGAAAACGGGCGAGGAUGCCGUGCGAGAGUACUUCUCCGCGUUCGGCGAGCUACUCAUGGUGCAGGUGAAACGAGACGUCAAAACCGGGCUAUCGAAGGGCUUCGGUUUCAUCAAGUUCGGCGAUUACGAGGCGCAAGUGCGAGCCCUCGGUCGGCGGCACAUGAUCGACGGGCGCUGGUGCGACGUGCGCAUCCCCAACGGCAAGGACGGCGGCGCGACCGCGCACCGCAAGGUGUUCGUGGGUCGCUGCACCGAGAGCCUGACUGCAGAAGACCUGCGCGAGUAUUUCGGCGCGUUCGGGCAGGUGACGGACGUUUUCGUGCCGCGGCCCUUCCGCGCGUUCAGCUUCGUCACUUUCCUCGACCCGGAGGUGGCGCAGUCGCUGUGCGGGCAGGACCACAUCAUCAAGGGCGUGUCGGUGAACAUCUCGACGGCGUCGCCGAAGCGCGACCGCAGCGAGCGCAACUCGCAGCUGCUGGGCUGGGGGCUGGUGGAGGGCGGCGCGCGCGUGUUCAACUGGCCGGCGGGCGACUGGCCGCCCGCGCAGCCGCCCGCCCACGCGCCGCCCUCGCACGCGCCCCACGCGCCCCACGCGCCCCAUGCGCCCCACGCGCCCCUCGACACCAAGCUCUACCUCAAGUAUGAGUGACUCCUUGUAAAUAUUGUCCAGUGUCGCCUGAUACUUUACUUGUUGAUCGCUGUCAAAUUUUAUAUGAAACUAAAUGUGUAAAUAAUAUAAUAUAGUAUGGAGUUGUCUAUCUGCAUUUCAGUUGUAAUGUUGUUGGGAAUGAAACACAAAUACUAAUAUAAUUAGUAAUAUUAAGAAAUCAAAAUAUUUAAAAUGCAUCAACAUGCAUUUGUUACUUUUUUUAUAAGUAUCCACAGAAUGUUAGAAACAAAAGUCAAACCUGUUGCAGAUUUGCUGACAAUCUGACUCGGUGGUAGUUGUGACAAAUACAUAGUAUUGUAGCUACCCAAUACAUGACUAAAUUGAAUAUUAAAAUUUCAUGGUUAGUGCACACAAAACUAAUAUCUCCAUGGGCUCCGUAGCCCCCAAACCCCAGGAAAAAGUGUUGACAAAAGUAAGAACUUUGUGUGAAAAUGUAAAAUAAUCAGGCUGACUUUGACUAAAUUAAAUUAGGGUUGAAUCUAAAUCACAUAAAACAGAUGUCCAAUUAUUAUGUGAGAAUAGAUAGAGAGUAAAUAUUUAGAAAUAUAUUAGAAAAUUACAUACAGAAAUUUCCAAAAUAGCAUUGAUAUACAUAUUACAUCUGUUGAAUGUGUAUUUGAUCUGAUCCUGAUGUGGUUGUAUCACAAGUCGGAGUACAGUACAGAUUGUUAUCAUAUUCAACCUUAACCAUAGAUUUUCACUACAAAUUAAAAUUUUAUUUACUAUGGUUGAAAACUAAAACUGUACAUUAAAUAUUUUUGUAAUCUAAAACCAUGGU
Molecule: messenger RNA, 1915 nt
Organism: Achroia grisella
Lineage: Eukaryota; Metazoa; Arthropoda; Insecta; Lepidoptera; Pyralidae
Gene: TBPH
Product: TAR DNA-binding protein 43-like
Exons: 1
Coding region: 172-1116 (314 amino acids)
Biological process (GO): regulation of gene expression
Cellular component (GO): nucleoplasm
Molecular function (GO): RNA binding
Source: RefSeq, a predicted model, not a curated record